This is a messenger RNA of Coregonus sp. 'balchen', 1230 nucleotides long. NCBI's taxonomy places the organism in Eukaryota, Metazoa, Chordata, Actinopteri, Salmoniformes, Salmonidae. The record is from the annotation of a GenBank genome assembly.
AGCGUCACCCUGGGGGGGGGAGUGGGUGGGGCUUCUCUACCGGGCCUGACACUUCAUACUGUAGGAGGGAGUGGGGCUUCUCUACCGGGCCUGACAGUUCAUACUGUAGGAGGGAGUGGGGCUUCUCUACCGGGCCUGACAGUUCAUACUGUAGGAGGGAGUGGGGCUUCUCUACCGGGCCUGACACUUCAUACUGUAGGAGGGAGUGGGGCUUCUCUACCGGGCCUGACACUUCAUACUGUAGGAGGGAGUGGGGCUUCUCUACCGGGCCUGACACUUCAUACUGUAGGAGGGAGUGGGGCUUCUCUACCGGGCCUGACAGUUCAUACUGUAGGAGGGAGUGGGGCUUCUCUACCGGGCCUGACAGUUCAUACUGUAGGAGGGAGUGAGGCUUCUCUACCGGGCCUGACACUUCAUACUGUAGGAGGGAGUGGGGCUUCUCUACCGGGCCUGACAGUUCAUACUGUAGGAGGGAGUGGGGCUUCUCUACCGGGCCUGACAGUUCAUACUGUAGGAGGGAGUGGGGCUUCUCUACCGGGCCUGACACUUCAUACUGUAGGAGGGAGUGGGGCUUCUCUACCGGGCCUGACAGUUCAUACUGUAGGAGGGAGUGGGGCUUCUCUACCGGGCCUGACAGUUCAUACUGUAGGAGGGAGUGGGGCUUCUCUACCCGGGCCUGACAGUUCAUACUGUAGGAGGGAGUGGGGCUUCUCUACCAGGCCUGACGUUCAUACGUAGGAGGGAGUGGGGCCUUCUCUACCGGGCCUGACACUUCAUACUGUAGGAGGGAGUGGGGCUUCUCUACGGGCCUGACACUUCAUACUGUAGGAGGGAGUGGGCUUUUCUACCAGGGCCUGACACGUUCAUACUGUAGGAGGGAGUGAGGCUUCUCUACCGGGCCUGACACUUUCAUACUGUAGGAGGGAGUGGGGCUUCUCUACAAGGCCUGACAGUUCAUACUGUAGGAGGGGAGUGGGGCUUCUCUACCGGGCCUGACACGUUUCAUACUGUAGGAGGGAGUGGGGCUUCUCUACCGGGCCUGACACUUCAUACUGUAGGAGGGAGUGGGGCUUCUCUACCGGGCCUGACAGUUCAUACUGUAGGAGGGAGUGGGGCUUCUCUACCGGGCCUGACAGUUCAUACUGUAGGAGGGAGUGGGGCUUCUCUACCGGGCCUGACAGUUCAUACUGUAGGAGGGAGUGGAGCUUCUCUACCAGGCCUGACAGUUCA